AUGGCCAUCAAGCCUCAGACUGCAGCAAUCUUGAACGUAGUAGCCAAAAACGGGAUUAUCGUAACAUUGUCUUCUUUUGCUUCUCUUCGCUUCAUUGCAUUCGGCAUGCCGGAGGGCAAAGCACCACAUUUUCCGCAGCAACCUGUGGCUCGUCAAAAUGACGAUGGCUCCCUCGAGCUUGAAUGCUUUCUUGACGCGUCUCCUCAACCAGAUAUCAAGUGGUUUUACGACAAUAAGGAAGUGAAGCCGGACUCCCGCUUUCAGUUCAAACUUGAUUCCAAAGGAAACGACUCCUAUUCGGCUAUUCUCCAGAUUAAGUCGCCAUCCAGUAUGUCCUCAAGUUUCAUAAGUGAUGCUGGUGAGGACCCUGAGCCAUAUCCAGCUGAGUUUUUAGUUGGCCCAUCUGUGCAGCGAAUACAUCAUUUCAUCUUGUUGAUGGGCUCCCAGGACGUUUAG
Messenger RNA from Necator americanus (New World hookworm), 456 nucleotides. RefSeq lists its product as uncharacterized. Lineage: Eukaryota; Metazoa; Nematoda; Chromadorea; Rhabditida; Ancylostomatidae. The record is from RefSeq and is a predicted model, not a curated record. The coding region runs from base 1 to 456 and encodes 151 amino acids. The transcript has 5 exons.